CCGAAAGACGAGCGAUCCGCGGGCUUCGUCGUGAUCUUGGCCGUGGUCCUCUCGGCUGCGAUGGGCGACAUCGAUCCGGCAACCAAAGCGAUUGUCAAGCAGGUCUUUGCCUACCUGGGGUUGGUCUUCUGGAGCUUCCAACUGUGCCCACAGGCAUGGUCCAACUAUAGACACGGAGCCGUCGGGGUCCUGUCCUCGCCGAUGAUGUUCUGCUGGGCAAUCUGGGCGCCGUUCUUUGCCGGCUACGGCAUGGGCAAGCCCGAGGGCCGGUUCACCGUCGGACUGAUCGUGCAGCCGAACCUGUUUUGUUUCUUUGCCCUCGUUUGCUUUGUCCAGUGUCUGCUUUAUCGAAGACAAGCAAGAGUUAUUACGACCCAGCGAGCGACCGUCCUACUCGCAUUGCUCUGCGUGGUUUUCGGCUGCCUAGAAUUCGGAAUGUACCUGAUUGUCAACUGGGUAGGCAUCCAGAAUCCAGAAUCAGGGGUGCUCAGCGCCUUGGGGCUGGUGCCGACGGUCUUGAUCAUUGGUGGAUUCAUCCCCCAGUACAUAACGAUCUGUGCCCAGCGACAGGUCGAUGGUAUCAGCUUCCUGUUCCUCGCCUGCGACAUCCUCGGAGGCAUAUUUUCGCUGGUGUCGCUCUAUUUCCAUGACGGUCCAUUCGAUUACAUCAGUGCCGGCUCGUACUUGGGUGUGAUUAUGCUCGAUCUCGGGAUUGUUGUUCUCCACCACUGGUUUGUUCGACAUCCGUCGCGGUCGAGCCGCAAGACUGCGUCUCUGGAUGACACACUGUGAGGGUGCCACCGUCAAGUACAUCCAUCGUCAUUACCGAGCUUAUAGAUUGGGAUAGAGAGGGCCAGAUCUUGCCGAUGCCAAGGCACCUCCCUUCAUGCCGAUCACUCGCCAUCCGUGUGAAAAUGAAGCGAGACUACAUUCCGAGACCGAUGAACGAACGGCGGCGUAGGCGGCGCUCCAUUUGAGUUGUGUGCAAGUCGACUGUAACGAUCAGCCACGUAUAUUCAAGAUUGCUGUGCCA
Messenger RNA from Polychytrium aggregatum, 1033 nucleotides. RefSeq lists its product as uncharacterized. The coding region runs from base 61 to 792 and encodes 243 amino acids. Lineage: Eukaryota; Fungi; Chytridiomycota; Chytridiomycetes; Polychytriales. The record is from RefSeq and is a predicted model, not a curated record. The transcript is spliced from 6 exons.